AGAGAGUGUUAGUGGAGAAGGAAAAGAAGGGAGGGCACCGGGGAAGGAAGAAUUGAAAAGGAGGAUGAGAAAUACUUUAGAGGAAAAGUGAUUGAAAGAAGGAGACAAAGUACAAGCACUAGCAAGGAUUGGGGGCUGGGUGGGGUGGAGGUAUGGAGCAAAAAGAGAAAUGGACGAACAGACAGAUGGAGCAACAGGAGAGAUAAGACAGGUGAGUUAGAAACAUAGGAUAAAACUAGGAAAGGCAGAGGUUAAAAUGCAAAACGAGGGUUGGUGAAGGGCAGGCAAAGAGGAGUCAUUCACAUACAUACCGAGAAGGGGUGAUGAACGACCAGAGGAUGGAAAGAACGCAAGAGGGAAGGCAGAGUGGGGAUAAGGAGAACAGCUGGAGCGCGCGCAUGUGAGGGGGAAGGAGCGACCAGUGUGGUGCAGCCAGAUGUGUGGCUGCAGCCCCAGCUCCUGGGGAGACGGAGUGCUGGUUGCAGAAGGACUUCAGCUCCCCCUCUGGCCUCUCUCUCUGACUUGGCAAGCCCCGCUGGUAGCGUUUGCUCUCCGCUCUGUCCUAAGCCGCCGAGUGGCUGGACUUAGCAUCUCUAAGCCCCAGGUUCUGAAGCCAUCCCAGAGCCAGCCGGCAUCCUGCACCAGAAAGACUUCCUGCCUAGGGGAGAGAGAGAGAAGACCACCGCCCAGAGGGAGGGGCGCCCACCUCCCCACUAGACAAUGAUGGGGCAGGCUGAGAGGGGCCCCUUGUCCUGCGUUUGGCGUUGAAGACUCCGGAGACUCUAUUGCGGGGUGGGUGUCUACUACGAGUUUUGGCCAGGAUGAAAAGCAAAUAGAAAGGGGAAGGAAAGCUUCCAGAGAUGCUUUAAAUCAGCGGAUGCUCCAGGGGCUGAGGGGUGGAUGUGCUCCCUGUGUGUUUGCUCUGCAGGUCCCUGGGACUGCCGGUCCCCUCUCUGGUUGGAGUAUGGGAGCCGAAGCUCGGUGGAAGCUGCUGCGACUUCAUCCCAGGAACCAGCGGGGAUAAAGGGAUCUAGCCAGAGCUCGGAGCCCAUGGACUGUGGAUUUACAUAGUGAUUCCCUUUGAUGUUGAAUGCAGAAGCUUUCCCUCCCUCCCCCCCAUUCCCCUUUGGGAUGCAGUAGGUGAUGCCCAGUUCUACUGCAAUGGCAAUUGGAGCUCUCUCAAGUUCCCUCCUGGUAACAUGCUGUCUAAUGGUUGCCCUCUGUAGCCCGACCAUACCUCUGGAAAAACUGGCCAAGACUCAGGACAAACAGGAGAUUAAAACCAAUCAAGAGAAGAGAGACCACGCAGCCCGGGACACUCAGAGCCAGACAGGCCCAGGGAAAAUGAAUGAAAUCAGUAGGAAUGGGCGGGAGGAGGACAGCUCCAGGGAUGGGAAGAGCAAAGGAAGCCGGAAUUAUUCCAACAAAGAGUCUUGGAGCAAACAGAAACAGACUUGGAAUAGCCAAGGGUUGAGCAGUAAACCUGGGAAUUUGCAAGGCCAAGAGCCAGGGGAUAGUGUUCAAGAAGAAGCUCUGGCUGCAGAAGAUGCAUCUCUUCCUGAAGUCCUGGCUACCCCAGAACCCCCAGAGGAGUAUGCCUAUCCAGACUACCGAGGGAAGGGCUGUGUGGAUGAGAGUGGCUUUGUUUAUGCUAUUGGAGAGAAGUUUACACCUGGCCCUUCAGCCUGCCCUUGCCUUUGCACUGAGGAGGGACCUCUGUGCAUUCAGCCUGAGUGCCCAAGACUCCACCCUCGCUGCAUCCAUGUAGAUACCAGCCAGUGUUGUCCUCAGUGCAAAGAGAGGAAGAACUAUUGUGAGUUCCGGGGAAAGACCUAUCAAACUCUAGAAGAGUUCAUGGUCUCUCCCUGUGAAAAAUGCCACUGCGAAGCCAAUGGUGAGGUGCUUUGCACAGUGUCAGCCUGUCCUCAGACUGAAUGUGUGGACCCCGUGUACGAGCCAGAUCAGUGUUGUCCCAUCUGCAAAAAUGGCCCAAACUGUUUUGCAGAAACCACUGUCAUCCCUGCUGGAAGAGAGGUGAAGACAGAUGAGUGCACUAUAUGCCACUGUACUUAUGAAGAAGGCACUUGGAGAAUUGAACGGCAAGCAAUGUGCACUAGACACGAAUGCAAGAAAAUGUAGAGAAUUUACAAAUCCAAGUACUCUGAUGUCUUUUUUUAUUUUACAAAAAAAAAAUUCACUUCAGAUGAACCUCGGAAAUAUGAAUAAAAAUGAGAAGAUUUUUGAUGAGAAAUAAUGUAAAAACACUGGUAUUUUGGUUUCCUUAGGAACAUAAUUACUGCAGAUCAAAGAAAUGAAGAUAUUUAAAAGGAAAAAAAAACUUUUGACAUAAAAUUCCUGUCUAAAUAAAUGUGCUAUUUUCACAGUGAGUACACUAAAAGUACACUAUUAAAUAUUAAUGUAUUUCUAUAAUCCCAUUAGAGCUUAUAUUAAAUGUUUUCUAUAGAUACAGAUUAAAAAGCAGUAUUGUUAACUGUCCCUACUGUGCAUCCACAUACAUAUUUGAUCAAAUGGGCACUUUUAUUACUGAUAACACUCCAACAUAUGUGGUGAUUGGGGAGUCACAAAAUGACAAGUUAGCAGGACUUUGAAUUAUUCAGCUAGAAAUCUAUUCUAACAGAAACAAUCACAUUCUUUCUUUUAACAUUCACAUUUCUAAUAUUUAUCAUCGAGAGCAAUCUUCAAUCAUAUUCAUGAAACAUUUCCUUCUUACGAUAUUUUGCUGAUUUUAACAUUUUCUUUUUCUUUUGGGAAACUGAGGUACAGAAAUUACAAAAUGCUCUUCAAUUUCAGGAUAUCUGAGAAACCUUCAUAGUCUCAAAGCUCUUAAAGGGACUUUAGUCUUAAUCUUGAGGAUACAAUAUAUUUUCAAGCAUACCUAGAUUUUCUAUCAACUUAAAAGCAUCAACCAAGAUGGUGAGGGUGGGGAAGGGUGGAAUUCUUUUAUUAUUGUUUUAUAAUGCUACGACAUGGAGAACAACAAGGGGAAAAUCAAUAGUCUUUAAUUCAAUGCCACAAACAUUUAUUAAGCACCUACUCUAUGCUAGGCCCUAUGGUAGGUGCAGGUAAUAUAAAACAAAACUUAAACUGUCCUUGCCUUUAAUGACCAUACAUUAUUUUAUUACUUAAAUCACAUAUAUGAAUAUAAAAAUGAAUUCAUAUUAUUGAAUAAAAGAAAAAUAAUAGCCCUCCAAGGUUUAGAGUUUAGCAGGCCUAACAUGUUUCAUUGUAGAUAUUAAAAAUAAGGGAAAUUGGAGCAUAUCUUCCCAAAAAAAUACCACAAACUGACAUUAUGGCAUACGUAUUAAUCUUGCCCAUCAACAACCACUAUGUAGCUGUUCUACUGUUCUUUAUCCCAAUUAUGCUAAAUUCAAUAAAAAACAGAUGUAAAACAAGUAUACAUUAAAACUUAAAGUUUCAGUUCUAAAUCACCUUCAUAAUACUCCUGGGGAAGAAAAGAGACAAUAUAACCAAUUCAUCCCAAAGCAAGAAGCAUGUAUUAAGUGCCUCCUGUGUUUAAGGCACUAUGGUAAGUACAAGGUUAUAAGGGAGGAAGGUGGCCCCUGCUCUUGAGAAGUUUACAGUCCCCAGAAACACAUGGGAAGUGACUUCAUACAUUACAGUAGAGCAUUCCAUACCUAUGUAGACCUAUGUCCACCAGGCUGAGGGUUGGGAAUAGGUGACCUCUGAGAUGUUUGCCAACAGGAUGAUUCACUAAGAUUUGGAAUGUGGUUGCAAAGGAUAUCGUGGCCCUAGGACAGAAACUCUCAGAUUGGAGCUAGUUUUCAUGGCUCCAUAUUCUUGAAGGCGAUGUAUUUGCUGCAACAGAAACUCUCCUGGUGAAGUUUAAAAUGGGAUUGAAGUUGAUUUGUGGUCAGACAGUAUUAAAAUGUAAACCAAGUUGAUGCUCACAUCUGAAUCUUCCAGGGGUUAAUUCCAAGAGAUGAAAUGGAAGAGAUCUUAUAGAAGCAGAGAAGAGCCUUCCCUUUUUCCUCUAGAAUUUAUGUACACAUCUUCUCUCUUUCCUCCCCUUUAGUAUCCUCAAGCUGCAGAACUCAUUUUCCUAAUUAAUCAGGAGUUAUGUGUAAACCAGAAUUGAAGUGAGGGCUUGGAUUAAUGUUUGAGAAUACUUGCCUUAAUGUAAAAUAGUAUUGUUUGCUUUUGUAUAGCUGAAGCUUCCGUUAUUUUUUUUUGAUGGUUAAUUCUUGAUAUUGGCUUGAAUAUUUCUAUAAAAAUAAAUACUAUACACAUGCAAACAUAGGCAGCAUACACGCAUAUCAGUCAUGAUUUUCUUUUUUAAAAAAAGGUUUAGUUGUUUAUUCGACAAUGAGAUCUAUUCUUUUCUCCAAAUGUAUUACACUCAUCAAGAACAUUCAGAAACUCAAAAGUUAAAUUUGGUUCUUUUCUUGGAUUUGAAGCUAUCUGCCUCCAUUAACUGACUUAGUCAAGCUCUUGAUCAUGGCUGCGGUAUAGGAUUUCUAGAAUUAAAAGAAAAAUUCUGACUUCUUGAGGAGUUCCUCAAAUCUCAAGAAAAAAAUAACUUCUAAAAGCUCUAGUAUUUGAAUAUUUUAAAAAUCUUAUAUUCCAAAUAGCUUAUAAAUGAGUGUCUUUCUAAUAAUGUUUAAAGUUAUAUUCAAUGAAUUCCUUUUAUUUUGACCUAAAAGAAAAGACCUGAAGACUCUAAACAUUUUUUUUCCAAAUGAUUAAUAACCUUCAUGGUCAAUAUUCAACAUGAAUGUCUAAGUUGGGUGAAAAUUUGCAAAUUUUGAAAUUUGACUUAUUCAUGAGGAAGGGAGCGCUUCCAGUGAUGACAUUAAAAUUCUCAUCAGAGUUUACAUCUUCAUUUCUGAGAAAUCUUGAAAAGAGUGAUAUUUUGCUUUUUUGUCAUCAAUUUGAAAAACAUUUUAAGUAAUUACUCUGUCUAUGACACUGUGUCACUUUAUAUAAAAUUUAAAAAGGCAUUCCUUAAAGACUGUACCAUUAUAAACAUAUUGUAUAGACCCAGUACUGUGUAGAUGGAAUACAUUCUCCUCCUUACAUUUCCAAGGACAAGGAGUUCCUUAAGUCAGCAUUUCAUACUGAGUUCUGAAUCACCUGAGAAUUUCUAAUCUCUACAAGUCAUGGUCAUUUUUUAUAUAAUAUUGAAACUAGUAAAUUCACUCAAAAAUCCCAUCAAAUUUGAGGGUUGAUGUGUAGACUAGACAGCUAUCAAAAUAAACUUUUCCCUUUUUAAUCAGUUGUUUUAACAUUAUGCAGACAUAGUCAAAGUCUAAUGUUAAUUGACCCAAAUUCCAAUAUCAUUACUUCUGCUACAUUUGAUUGAAAUAAGAGCCUGGAUAAAAUUAAUCUAGUCUUAGCUCAGUUUGGGUAUAUUGAAAUGAUGCAUAUUGGUAGGGGAAGCAUCUGAGUGAUUUGACAGAUGCAACCUGUAUACCUCUAAUAAAUGAUGUGUGUUCCUUUUACUAACAUCAUGGAGUUAUAAAAUAUGAGAGUUAGAAGGAACUAUAUAAAUCAUCACGUUUUACCUCUGAGGAAACAGUCUCACAGAAGAAAAAUGGUUUUUCUAAGGUCAUGUGUUGGUGGCAGGGCUGAAAUAAAAAUGAGAAGGAUUUG
Messenger RNA from Monodelphis domestica (gray short-tailed opossum), 5631 nucleotides. Lineage: Eukaryota; Metazoa; Chordata; Mammalia; Didelphimorphia; Didelphidae. The record is from RefSeq and is a predicted model, not a curated record.